Molecule: messenger RNA, 495 nt
Organism: Drosophila arizonae
Lineage: Eukaryota; Metazoa; Arthropoda; Insecta; Diptera; Drosophilidae
Source: RefSeq, a predicted model, not a curated record
ACAAAGGCUACAUAACACUCGAGACAUUCAGGAAAGAUGCGAAUGAUAAUAGUUGUGGUGCUGUGCCUGUUGCUCCAUGCUCAGGCGGGGACCGCGGUCAACAAACCAUCAAACAGUCAAAUUAUAAAAUGUGAUCGCCUACUGGCCUUCUCGAACUGCGAACUGAUUUUUAAGUGGAACUUUUUGUAUCUAGACGUUAUCAAAGCGAUUGCGAAGCAAAUAAGGGAGCUCUUAGCCAAGUACCCUUUUGCCGUCAAAAAGCUGCCCGACAUCUACGUUAUGAUAUCUUCCUAUUUGUUUUGCGAUAAGCCCUUGUCGAAAGCCUUAGACAACAUCCCAAAACUUCUUGGAGUCGGGAAACAAAAUUGCAAGCCGAUAGAAAAUUUUGUGUCCAUUACCGUCUAGACUAUGUCAGCCAACAUAAUGCAAUUCUCCUUCUAAUGUCAAUAAUUUUUCUUCAAAAAUAAUAAAUUAAGUUUUUUUCAUAUCGGCAUA